UGGGCCAAAAAACAUUUAAUGGGCCUUUCACUCCUUUGAAUCUCCGUCUCCUUCGUCUCUCUCUCUCUUUGCUCUGUUCUGCGCAUCAAUGGAGCAACCACCAGAUCGGAAAAACCGUCCAUGGAGAUUCUCAACAUUCAUCUACUCUUCUUCAAUCCUACUCCUUCUCCUUUCCAUACUCACACUCUCCUUCACCAAAACCAAUCUCUACAAAACCAAAUCCCUCUUCUCCAAUCCCAAAUCCAAACCUCCAAACCCACCGUCUCCCCCCUCCCGCUGCCUAUUAUGGAUGGCUCCUUUCCUCUCCAGCGGCGGCUACAGCUCAGAAGCCUGGUCCUACAUCCUAUCCCUCCACCACAACCUCAAAAACCCUAACUUCCGAAUCGCAAUCGAGCACCACGGCGAUCUACAAUCAAUACCGUUCUGGAACGGUUUAGCUAAAGAAACCAAAGAGUUAGCAAUCGAAAUGCACGAAACAGAGUGUACACCCAACGAGACCAUCGUCGUCUGCCACAGCGAGCCUGGCGCGUGGUAUCCACCGCUUUACGAAACUCUUCCUUGUCCUCCUUACGGUUAUAACGGAGAGUUUGUGGCUGUGAUCGGUAGGACAAUGUUUGAGACUGAUAGGGUUAAUCAGGAGCAUGUGGAGAGAUGUAAUGAGAUGGAUUACGUUUGGGUUCCUAGUGAGUUUCAUGUGGCGUCGUUUGUGCGGAGUGGUGUUGGUUUGGAUAAGGUUGUUAAGGUUGUUCAGCCUGUUGAUGUUGAGGUUUUUGAUCGGUUGAGGUAUGAUGAGUCUUUGGAUUUGGGGGAGGUUGGGGAUUUGGUUUUGGGGUCUGGUGGGGAGGGUUUGGGUUUUGUGUUUUUGAGUGUGUUUAAGUGGGAGAAGAGGAAAGGUUGGGAUGUGUUGUUGAAAGCUUAUUUAAGAGAGUUUUCUGGUGGAGAUAACGUUGCGUUGUUUCUGUUGACAAACGCUUAUCAUUCCGAUGGUGAUUUCGGGAACAAGAUUGUGGAUUUUGUGAAAGAGUUGAAUCUUGAAGAGGGUGGAGAAGGUUACCCUUGUGUUUAUGUGAUUGAUAAACAUAUAGCUCAAGUUGAUUUGCCUCGGUUGUAUAGAGCGGCUGAUGCGUUUGUGUUGCCUACGAGAGGGGAAGGAUGGGGACGGCCGAUAGUGGAAGCUAUGGCGAUGUCUUUGCCUGUGAUUGCUACGAACUGGUCGGGACCGACGGAGUAUCUGACGGAGGAGAAUGGUUAUCCGUUGGUUGUUGAGGAGAUGAGUGAAGUUAAGGAAGGUCCUUUUGAAGGGCAUCGAUGGGCAGAGCCGUCUGUGGAUAAGCUUAGGGUGCUGAUGAGGCGUGUAGUGAGUAACCCUGAUGAAGCUAAGGUUAAAGGGAAGCGUGGAAGAGAGGAUAUGGUCAAGAAGUUUGCUCCUGAGGUUGUGGCUAAGGUUGUUGCGGAACAAAUUGAAAGAAUAUUUGAAGAGAAAACAAGAACGUGACAAUGAUCUCACACAUUUUGCUUUAGGUUGAAUAAGGAAAGAGAAUAGCGAUUGUAUUUUCUCAUUUAGGAUUGUUCAAGAACCAAACAUACUGUAUAUCAAGAACAGCUUAUUCUCGAGUUUGUGUUUUUUUUUAAACUAGAGAUGAGAAGCGAAAGCUGACAGGGCUUGCUUGUAUGAUUCUUGAAAUCCAGUGCCUGAAAUAAGGAGAAUAGAAUAAGAUGAGUGGAGUAGUAGAAUUUACUAAACCACUCUCUUCAAGAAUAGCAAGUAAUGCAUCUUC
Molecule: messenger RNA, 1778 nt
Organism: Eruca vesicaria subsp. sativa (arugula)
Lineage: Eukaryota; Viridiplantae; Streptophyta; Magnoliopsida; Brassicales; Brassicaceae
Source: the annotation of a GenBank genome assembly